AGGAGGAGGGAGGAAGAGCUGCUGGGUGGCCAUGUGAGCCAAGUCUGCACAGAGACAACAAACCCUCCCCAAAGUAUGCGCGGCGGCUGCGGUGUUGCUGGUGCGGGCGGGGGCUGGUGGACGUCCGCUUGACACAGGUGGACGCGUAGCGGGGAGCGCGGCAGCUCAUCGCCGCGAGAGGAGGCGCACCAGGCGGCUGCGGUGCCAAGCCCACGUCGGCGUGCUCCCGGAGCGUUUUGGAAGCGCUGCUCAUCCCGCUUACCUCUUCAUCAUUUUGGUGAUCAACUAGUCGAGUGAGGAAGAGGAGCUCUCUGUGCAGAGGACAGCAUGUCUAAAGAGGCGAGAGGAAGAGGUUCGUCACGCAAGCACAGUGCCACCCACUGGUGUCUGCAGAACAUUGCGCAAGAAUCUGUGGACACCUCUGAUGAGGAGUUUUUCGAUGCGCGAGCAGAUGUGAUGGAGGGGAAAAGUGCCAUGCUGCUGGGCAUGAGUCAGUGGAACUCCAACGACCUGGUGGAGCAGAUUGAGACACUGGGACACAUGGACCCGUCUCACGAGGUCCUCUACCAGCUGGGCGAUCCACGCUGUGCCCCCCAAAGCAGCAUUGAAGGACUGGAGGACGGAGAGAACACUAAAUGUCGGACGCACGUGCUGCUGCUUGUGGUACACGGGGGCAACAUCUUGGACACUGCGGGGGGCGACCCUUGCGCCAAGGCGGGCGACGUGGCCACCCUGGCCUCCGUGCUGGACAAGGUGACGCGCGCGCACUUCCAGGCUGCCGCCGAGCACGUGAUGAUCAAGCUGGUGCCGUGCCCGGCUGUGUGCGCCGACGCCUUCUCGCUGGUGUCCAAUCUGAAUCCGUACAGCUACGACGAGAGCUGCGUGUCGAGCAGCGUGGACCACCUGCCGCUGGCCGCCCUGCCGCUGCUCGCUAUUGUCUCGCCGCGCUACCAGGACGCCAUCGCCACUGUCAUCGCCCGCGCCAAUAAAGUCUACCGCCACUUCCUGCAGUCCGAUGACGGGCAGGGCUUCUCGGGACAGGUGUGCCUCGUGGGUGACUGCGUGGGCGGCGUGUUAUGUUUUGAUGCGUUGUGCUUCAGCAACCAGCAAAGACCUGGCAGCCCAAACAACAACAACACUAGCGGCAGCAGGAAUAACAGCACUGAAAGUCUCAAGGAAAUCUCGGGCCUGCUUGGAGAGUCCACUCCUGGUCUGAGCUCCAGCAAAAGGCUCAGUAAGAGCAACAUCGACGUCUCGGCCCCCAACGAAGGCCGCUGCCAGGGGGCCCCGCCCCUCAGCCGCAAGCAGAGCGACUCGUACGACGGCGACACGUCGUCUACUGGCCAGCACGUCUUCUUCUCCAGUCUGAUGAAGGAGAGCGUGGAGGUGCGCGGCAGCAGUAACAGCAGCCCGAGUCUGCUGCUUAAUCCUGGACGCUUGGACUUCGAUGUGUCAGACUGCUUCCUGCUGGGCUGUCCUUUGGGUCUGGUGCUAGCCAUGCGGCGCACCGUGCUGCCCGCUGUCCAGGUGCAUCAGCUCCAUCCGGCCUGCUCUCAGAUCUUCAACCUUUUCUUCCCGUCGGACCCUUCGGCCUCCAGGCUGGAGCCUCUGCUGCAGCCUCUCUUCCACAAGCUGCCCCCCUUCGCUGUGCCACGCUAUCAACGCCACCCACUGGGCGACGGACGCUCUUUGGUCAUAGGCGAGAGCAUCCAGGGCCAUCCGGACGUGUUUCUAGAGGGUGAUCAGACCCCCGCGGCUCCUCAGUCUUCCUCUGGUGAAAGAGCUCGACGGGCCAGCGUGACUAGCGUGGAGAGCCAAAUGUCCAUCGGCUCCGUCGGCCAUCAGCUGGGCGACGCCAUCGCAAACAUUUCCAGUGGCUGGUGGGGCUCCAAGAGGCUGGACUAUUCCCUCUACUGCCCCGACGUUUUGACCGCCUUCCCCACGGUUGCACUGCCGCACCUUUUUCACGCCUCCUACUGGGAGUCCACCGACGUCGCUGCCUUUGUCCUCCGACAGCUCAUGCGGUGUGACUUUGUGAAGACGCACGAAGCGGACAAUCUGGACUCGGCCCCCUUCUCGCCCUCCAGCCCGCGAGAAAAGUGGCUGCGACGGAGGACGCACGUCAAGCUGAGGAACGUCACCGCCAACCACCGGGUGAACGACGUCAUCGCCACAGAGGACGGAGCACAGACGCUGGUCGGCCGCUUCAUGUACGGGCCCUUGGACAUGGUGACACUAACGGGAGAAAAGGUGGACAUCCUGCUGAUGACGCAGCCCCAGUCGGGACGCUGGGUGCACUUUGACACGGAGGUGACCAACAGCAAUGGCCGGGUGACGUACACCAUACCCAGCGACAAGAAGCUCGGCCUCGGAGUCUAUCCUGUUAAGAUGGUGGUUAAGGGCGAUCAAACGUCUGCCGAGGCCUACCUGACGGUCUUGCCCCGCGGCAUGGAGUGCCUGGUCUUCAGCAUCGACGGCUCUUUCGCCGCCAGCGUGUCUAUCAUGGGCAGUGACCCCAAGGUCCGCCCCGGAGCCGUGGACGUCGUAAGGCACUGGCAAGACCUCGGCUACCUGAUCAUCUACAUCACGGGUCGUCCUGACAUGCAGAAGCAGCGCGUGGUGUCUUGGCUGUCGCAGCAUAAUUUUCCUCACGGCAUGAUCUUCUUCUCAGAGGGUCUAGUCCACGACCCACUGCGACAGAAGACCAUCUUCCUCAGGAACCUCAUACACGAGUGUCACAUCAAGAUCAACUCUGCUUAUGGAUCCAUGAAAGACAUCUCGGUUUACAACAUGCUCGGCCUCGGACCGGCACAGAUCCACAUAGUGGGAAGACCUUCAAAGAAGUACCAGAACCAGUGCCAGUUCUUGAGUGAUGGCUACGCAGCGCACCUCUCCACCCUCCAGUUCGGCCACCGAGCCCGACCCAAGAAGUCGCCUUCGGUCCGCAUGGUCCUCAGGAAAGGCUCCUUCGGGCUCACCGCCAAGCCGGACUUCCUGUGCAAACGCACCCACCUGCGCAGGACCAUGUCGGUCCAGCAGCCCGACCCACCUUGCACGCCCAACCCCAAGCCCGAGCGGGCCCAGAGCCAGCCGGAGUCGGACAAGGACCGCGGGGGAGGAGGCGGGCCAGGCGUGUGGGUGCGGGGCGUCAUGCAUCGUGGGGACACCACUCCUUGACGCUGGACCAGCAGAUGGAUGGAUCGCUGGAGGACAGUGGAAGAGUUGAGGCUAAGAUCCGGGGACGACGACUGCGACGGCGGCGGCACAAUCAGGGGUAAUGGCGUCGUGGUGGCGAGAGCCUGCGGGAGCAAACAGCGCUGACGCGGCCACGCACAUUAAUCACAACUUUGCCGCCGAUGUGACAGACUUCAUUAAUUCUCGCUCAUAUUUGCAGCUUCGUAGCUGCCCCCUUUUUUUUUUUUUUUUUAUCAGAUGAAGCCCCACUUUUGUCUUCUCGCCUCAACUUAUUCAACACACGAGGAUACAAGCUUGACAAAAAGAUUCGUUUCGACCAAUGUACACAGAAGCACUUUUUUGGCCCCCACAUCUGCUGAACAUUUUGCUUGGCUUUGCCCCAGAGGUUGCACUACCACAGUCUAAUGCAGUCGUUGAUGAUUCAUCUAUGCUAGACCAGCGGGUUAUUUGUGUUUGUAUUUGUUCAAUUUGAAGCAGCAGAGUGGCCCUGUGGUUACGUCUGCCUCACAGUUCUGAGAUUGGAGGUUCGAGUCUCGGCUCUUGCCUUCCUCUGUGGAGUUUGCAUGUUCUCCCCGCACUUGUGUGGGAUUUCUACGUGCACUCCAGCUUCCUCCCACAUUCCAAAAACAUGCAUAUUUAGGUUGAUUGGAGAUUCUAAAUUGUCCAUUUGUCGAUAUGUGCCCUGUGAUUGGUUGGCAACCAGUCCAGGGUGUACCACACCUUCAAAGCCAGCUCCCCCAAAACACUACAGAGGAAAAUGGAUGCAUGACAGGGUUUGAUAUUACAGCAUAUAUUUUUAGUUUUUUUGUGGGGAGGGGCUGUAUUUUUCAGUAUUUUUUUUUUGAUUGUUUGUUAGGUAUUUAUUUUUUUCUGUAUUAGUGACAUUACCUGAGCAUUAAAAGAAAUAUAUUAGUGGUGUUUUUAUUUGUGUUUUAAAGAGGUAGUAUUUUUCUGUAUUAAUUUUUUUAUUUGCUAUUUUCCAGCUUACCCAUGGCCACUGUGAGAAUAAGCGGCAAAGAAAAUGAAUGGAUGGAUAUUUAUUUCAAUUCAUAAAUUACAACAAAAACAACCUAAGAUUAUGUUUAUCAGCUAAUGAUAACAUUGAUGCAAAACAUGUUGCGACAAGCGGGGACAUGAGAGCCUAUGUUAGCGUUGAAUGUGAUAGAAGCAAGGCUAGUUUGCCUCAGUAAAUAGCUGAAAGAAAAGAACAAAUGUGCUUGGUGGUGGUUUUUUUUGGCACUUGCAAGAAGCACGUUGCUUUGUUGUUAGCCUUGUGUUUUAACAUUAGGAUUCUUCGUCCACAGAGGGCAGAAAUGUCUUCUCUUUUAUUUGCGCUGAGUGUCCGUUUGAAGACAGGACUUCUGUGGAUCAGCAACUGCUACACAUGCAAACAGGAGCAAAAAGUGAUGAAAUAAUAUGUAAAAAUGAAAAAAAAAUCCAACUGAAUUUACUUAUAACUGACUUUGAUUGUUGUGUGAAUGCUGAAAGACAAGCCGAGUUGAAAAAUGUUUUCUAUUGUUCUUGUUCAAGUGGAAAUUCCAAAGCGAAUUCUUAAUUUGACAAAUAUUUUGGGGGGUAAACAAUUAAAGGUUACUACAUUUCAUGUACUGUUUGACACUGAACGAGACUAUUUUAGAUCUGCAAUUUCCGUCGAGCAAAAUUGUUCGAGAUUGGCUGGGGACGAGUUCAGGGUGUACCCUGCCUCAUGCCCAGACUUGGCUGGGAUAGGCUCCAGCACGCCCGCGACUCUACAGAGGAUAAGCGGUACAGGAAAUGAACAAAUGAAUUAGUUUGAAAAAAACGAAAAGUAAUUGAUCAAGUAUGCUGCUCAUAUCCACUAGGGGCCGUAUUUGCAUUUUAUGUGGUGAUUGCUAUGGUAUGCUGUGAUGUAUUAACCUGAGCACAUUUCUGAUUUUUGUUUUUUUGUUUUUUUCUCUUUCAGCAUUUACAUGCAAUUUCUGCUGCAUUUCCCCACCAGUUCUUGCCGUAGCUUAGUAGCUCACAGUGUGAGGAGUCAAUCGGUGCGCUCAGGGUCCGAUUGAGGCUGCCUGUGAACAUGUGUGACCACUCUGUACAAACCUAUUUUUCUAUGAGCAAAUUUUGUAAAUAGGAAAAUAUUUUAAUUGUCUUUGGCGACCUACAGACAGGUCUCAACUUGUUGUUGUUGUUUUUUUUUUGCCUUAAGUUGUACUCGAUGUUGUUUUUUGACCAAAGUACUCCUGUACAUGCUGUUAGCUUUAGUAAUUAGCUCUUUAAUUAGUGUAUGUAUAUGACUCCCUGCAGUCUAAUUGCAUCAAUUAGUGUUGCGUGUGCAAUAAUGUAUAACUGGUUGUAAUUGAGUGUACACAAUGUUGCUAUAAGCAAUUAAAAAAUAAAAAGGUGGCAAAAUGUAACAACAGACAUAACAUUAAAUGGAGCGUUUAAUUUACUAGUGUCCAGUUUGCUGCCCGUCAGGUGGUUUGUGGUGAAAAAUUCAAUUGUUUUGAGUCAGAGUGCUUUCAUUAUUGCUAAAAGAAAAGAAAGAAAGUUAUUGACAGGGUCAGUCUGAAGAAAUU
Phycodurus eques (leafy seadragon) is the source of this 5750-nucleotide messenger RNA. RefSeq names its product PITPNM family member 3 (gene pitpnm3). Gene Ontology annotation, biological process: phospholipid transport. Gene Ontology annotation, molecular function: phosphatidylinositol binding; phosphatidylcholine binding; metal ion binding. The record is from RefSeq and is a predicted model, not a curated record. Gene Ontology annotation, cellular component: cytoplasm. NCBI's taxonomy places the organism in Eukaryota, Metazoa, Chordata, Actinopteri, Syngnathiformes, Syngnathidae. The coding region runs from base 328 to 3177 and encodes 949 amino acids. The transcript has 20 exons.